AUGGAGCCAAAAACACUAGCAGCAGCAGCAGCAACGGCAGUAGCAGCAGCAACACUGGAGGUGGAGGGAGACCCUGAGUUAGAAGAGCUGUUGAAGCCGACGCCAGUGAACGAGCAGCAGCAGCAGCAGCAAAGCAGCAGCAGCAGCAGCAAGUUCCAGCACCAGAGGCGGAGGCCUGGGCGGCAGAAGGACGCUGCAGCAGCAGAUGCAGCAGCAGCAACAGCAGCAGAAGACACUAAGAAAGCUGACACCACUUUUUACCUUGCUGCAGGUCGCGCAGCAGCAGCAGCAGGUGCUGCUGCAGCGGGAGGAGCAGCAUUUGCUGCUGGUUUUAAUCUGCUGCUGCAGCGGCUCGGUCGGAGAAUGGAAAAGGAUGGGCUGCUGCUGCCGCUGCAGCAGCAACCCCCCGCAGCAGCAGCAGCAGCAGAUGCUGCUGCUGGCUGCAAUGGGGUGCAGCCAGCUGCAUCAAACAGUGGCGCCCCACAGAGCAGCAGCAGCAGCAACAAUGAAGGCGGCAGCAGCAGCAGCAGCAGCAGCGGUUUGUACCGCGUUGACCGCAAGGCGCUGCAUGCAGCUCUGAAGCAGCAGCAAGUGCUGCUGGAACGAAAAUAUUUGUGCUCAGAUGGGGGCCCCCUAAGGGGGCCCCUUGGCAGCAGCAGCAGCAGCACAGGGGACCGCUACUUUGCUGCUGAUCUGCGGCAGCAGACUGACGGCCGCAUGCGUGCUGCUGCUGCUGCUGCAGCAAGCCCGCAGCAGCAGCAGCAGCAAGCGGAUGAGGCAGCAGAUUCGCAGCGAAUUGUUCUCAGCAACUUCGUCCGGCUGCUGCCGCUAUGGCCGGAGCAGCAGCAACAGCAGCAGCAGCAGCAACAACAGCAGCAGAAGCCGCAGCAGAAACCGCAGCAGCAGCAGCAGCAGCAGCAGCUGGUAGUGCUGGAGUCCACUAAGGAGCACCUGCUGCAGUCGCAUUUGUUUUUAAUGGGCCUUCACAAAACUUCUCUUUCAGUUUGUUCUUUUUGUGCUGCUCUUGGCUGCCCGAGAAGCAGCACAACGAGGGAGCCCUGCCCGCGGGCCUUCUGCCCGCGCUGCGGCUCUGCUGCUUUCCGCUUCUCUUCGCACCGCUGCAGCAGCAGCCGCCUUUCCUUCAUCCGCCACCUCUGGGACGUAAGCAGCCACUCCAACUAG
Eimeria tenella is the source of this 1182-nucleotide messenger RNA. RefSeq lists its product as uncharacterized. The coding region runs from base 1 to 1182 and encodes 393 amino acids. The record is from RefSeq and is a predicted model, not a curated record. Lineage: Eukaryota; Apicomplexa; Conoidasida; Eucoccidiorida; Eimeriidae. The transcript has 3 exons.